Messenger RNA from Electrophorus electricus (electric eel), 592 nucleotides. The record is from RefSeq and is a predicted model, not a curated record. Lineage: Eukaryota; Metazoa; Chordata; Actinopteri; Gymnotiformes; Gymnotidae.
ACAUAUCGCCAACUCCUGCGGUAGGAGGAAGAUGGCGGCGUCCAAGGUGAAGCAGGACAUGCCUCCUCCGGGAGGUUAUGGACCUAUUGAUUACAAACGAAAUCUGCCUAAAAGGGGUCUCUCUGGCUAUAGUAUGUUUGGAAUUGGUAUCGGAGUCAUGGUGUUUGGCUACUGGAAAAUCAUCAAAUGGAACAGAGAGAGGAGGCGGUUGUACAUAGAGGAACUGGAGGCUCGGAUCGCUAUGCUACCUUUGCUGCAGGCUGAACAUGACCGAAGAACAUUGUGCAUGCUCAGAGAGAAUCUGGAAGAGGAAGCCAUUAUCAUGAAGGAUGUCCCAGGCUGGAAGGUGGGUGAGAGCGUUUUUCACACAGACCGCUGGGUAACACCGAUCAUAGAAGAGCUCUUUAACCUGCGGCCACGUGAAGAGCUGAUCCAGGCGAGGUUCGGCUUCCUGUCAUAUGUGUAGUGAGCCCUAACCUUCACCAGGUCUGGAGACCAACCCUGUGCCCCUACACAGGUCUGGAGGAUGGGAGCGCCCUGUUCAGAUUGUAAAUGUUUAAAGUAUUAAAUAUGUUUUUGUUGCUUCCCAGAA